CUCUUCCGUCCGUCGCCUCUGCUUCUUCUUCUCCUAUUUCUCUCCAUAAUCGCCUGCUUCCCAUGCUCUCCUUUACCACGACGCCGACUCCGGAUCCUAGCGUCAGCUCUGGCUGUCCGAUCUGGUUGUCCGAUCUGUAGAGUCGGACGCCGGCAGCCUCAAUGUCAAUACGAUUCAAGCCUGGUCCGCUUUGGCGCCGUGCCACCACGUCACAAACCCCUUCCUGAUCACAAAACCAUGAUGAAUGGUUCUUGUCGGACGCAAGAGACUCAGCAUGGCCGCCUAGUCCCUCUGUCUCCCUAUUCAAGUGAAUCAGCUUCGUGGCCGAUUGUCAAUUUGACACACCCUGGCCGCGCGACCGAGACAGCGCAAAACUGACCAGAAGACUUCUUGGCAUAACCCUCGCGUUUGCUUGAUAUAACUCGAACCGAGCCAUGGAAUCAUUGUCUUUACGAUAUUGCUGAUUCUCAGCUUGUUGUUGCGCAGUCCUGGGCUGGCCAUCGUCUCACAAGGACGUGGUUUCUCCUGAACACGCGACGAAGAGACGCAAUGGUGUCGACGCAGGUCAAGAGCGCUACAACAAGACCAGGCAUUGUUUCCCAAGUUUUGAGCAUGUUCAUGCGAUGCCACUGUUCAUCUUCAGCACUGGAAGCGCUCUUCAUGGAGAUUUGUCCAUGUGGCCGAGACGCUCAUGUGACCACAGAGCCGCAUGCCCACCAUCGCCCCUGGCUUACUCGGCAUUGUGAGCGAACCCACACUGAGUCUCUCGGCCAGCUGUGCCCGGAGGCGUCAUAAGGGUUAGGGUUACUUACCUAUCGACCUCCAGCAACGCUACUGCGCUGCACGCUAGGUACCGAGGGGAUCUGAUGAGUGCCAGGUUGAGAGCACAUGCAGUCCAAAAUGUCUUUCAGGACGUCUCGUUUUCACGCAACAGGGGUCUCCAUGCAAAGGUCUUGUUUCAUUCCGAGCCCGCGACCAAUCCUGAAGACAUGCUGGGUUGCUAGGUCGAUUUGCGGCACUUGAAUCGGUCCCAUAGUCGGUCUGACUCGCCAAACUGACCCUCAGGUUCGCCGUUCUAACGGGCCGCUCAUGCGUUCAGCCAGCAUUGAUAGGCAUGAAAUGCAUCCAUUGCAGACAGAUGUGCAGCAACUGUGUAAGGGAUAUGCAAUGAGCGGCGUCUGAAAUGGGGAUGGCGGCUUAGAGUUCGAUUUGCUUAGCUGACGGAAAGGCCCCAGCAGCCAGCCAUAAGAACCGAGCUCCCCUCGUCCAGAGUCGUGGACUCGCCUCAUUCUAAAUUUCCCUGUGGAAAUUGGUACAAAUCUACCAUUGUCUUUUGAAUCAACCCGAUAUCGAUCUUCUAUGGUCGGAGCAAGUGCAUUGCAAAGGUUGAGCUAAAGACAACAUCUGCAAGCAUGGACAACUGGUUUCGACCAAUGGCUACAGCAACUGAGAGCCCGAGACUCGGCAAGGUUCUGUUCAACCAUGAUGAUGGUAAUACCCCGGACUCUACUGCUGGACGUCGUAUAAGACAGGUAGACAAGCCGGCUAGUCACCAGGACGAAUACAACGAGAAUCUGCCGACAUCUUAUCGGCCCCUGGUCAGCGAUAAAUUCAUGGGAAAAGGCAAACCUCCAGCACGGCCACCUCCAGCACAGCCACCACCUAAUUCCGAGGAACUUCCAAGAGGCAAACCUCCAGCAAACCCUCCAGCAAAACCUCCAGCGAAACCUCCAGCGAAACCUCCAGCAAACCCUCCAGCAAAACCUCCAGCAAAACCUCCAGCACGGCCACCACCUAAGCCCGAGGAACCUCGACCAAUCCCUGGCGUCUCGUGAACGCGAGGGCGAUGCCAGUUCUCAGGAUGCUGCAGGAUGCUGGAAGAUGCGAGACUAUGGACGUCUUGAUCUGGCGAGGCUUACAGAUCAGGGCAGCAAAUUGCUAUGAGAUGACGGUUGGAAGCACGGACUACAACCCUACAUUCUGGGAGAUGGUACAUUCCUUUGAUCUUAGGACGAACUGUAGCUCUCUGAUGAUUUAUCGACUCAUAAUCGAGAAGUUCGUCAACACUGAAGGUUCUUGAUGUGCUGUGUUCGCUAAUCUUGAAUGGGAUGACUAACACUCUCGCGUUGGGUAUCAACCCCCCAGGAACAACGAACCAAGGGCCCGAGCCAUCACGUCGGUAGUGAUAUUUCUCGUGACCAUACUAGAGUCAUCCCUGAUUGAUGAAGAGCUGUGUUCAGGAAUCGGAUGAGGCAUCGAACCAGCGGAGGGCUCCCAGACUAGC
Messenger RNA from Exophiala xenobiotica, 2284 nucleotides. RefSeq lists its product as uncharacterized. The transcript is spliced from 3 exons. The coding region runs from base 1413 to 1835 and encodes 140 amino acids. The record is from RefSeq and is a predicted model, not a curated record. NCBI's taxonomy places the organism in Eukaryota, Fungi, Ascomycota, Eurotiomycetes, Chaetothyriales, Herpotrichiellaceae.